AUUUAAACUUGAGUCCAUUCCUCUUCGCAGCACUCUAUCACAAAAUAUUCUCUGUUAAGAUGACUUAGGCAAACUUUAGUGCUUCAGUAAGGAGCAUAGUAUAAUUAUCCCCUUGUUGUAAACUUUCAGGCUGUUUUCUUGUCCAAGCAAUUCCUAAAUGCAUCUUUUUUAACUCCAGUGGGAAAAUUUUUUUCUCUGCCAUCCAUCACUCCGUAAUCUCCUAUACGGUGCUUGAGAACUGAGACAAUGUAUGUGCCUCAUCUGGCCUCUGCAGCUCCUCAGACAGGGAACUAAGUGUGACAGCCAACACCACAUCAUGCUUGGCACACUGGAGGUUCCUUGGUAGGCUCCAGGAAACCUAACCAACUCAGCUGCAGGGUGCUGUGUGCAACAGCUGUCCCACACAUCAGUGAGCACCAAGGCAGUCAGCAUUGCUCACUCUGGAAGAGUAACCAUGAGUUAAGGCCUCCAGCUGAGUGACUGUGGCUCACAUGUGGGUUCGAGCCAACACAACUCUUCAAGCCUGAAUUAAUUUGACAGCUGCUGUGACUGUCUUCCUCUCAUAUACCCACAGCGUGAGUAGCUUCCUUCAAGAUCUCCUUCACUGAUGACGGAACUGUUUUCCUGCUGAUCUGACCUCUUUCACCCUUGCAGGGUGUUCAAAGGUCUGGUGCUAGAUGUCAGUCAGUAAUGCCCCAACAAUCCUCUUGCAGAGUGACAGAGCCUUACAGCGCAGGUGUGCUUGCAUGGGGAAGAAGGCAGGUAAGCUGCUUCCACUUUCCAGCGCCGUGUUAUGUUUUUUACAGCACUCUCUCACACAGCUGCUACUUUUCUUUGCCACUCACUCUGGGAACAUUUGGACACACAAAAUACUUUUUUGCUUGUCUGUUGUUUUUUUCGGGGUUGAGUUGUUCGGUUUUUUCCAAUAACGAACAUGCGUCUCGUUAAACCAUACUGAUCACUGGCACGGAGCGGAUACUUGGAUUCAAGGAGUAAGGCCAGCUCCUUGCCUGGGAACAGUCCAAACCUCUUUAAGCAUGCUUCGUCACCGCUUGUGACCACGUGAAGUGAGAAACGCGGUUACAUUUGUCGUCGGGCCGUGAUUUUACACCGAAAACCGCAAACAAAACCCCUGCGCCGCGCAGGGCAGUAUCAGGCGACCCGCUCCGGGCUGCGGCCGCGGCGCUCAGCUCAUGGCGCUCCUCGGGCAGCGUCGGUGCGCCGCACAUCGGGAUGGGAGUAUUCCCAGCGCUAGGCAGAAGCGAGGUGUUUUGGGAGAAAUCUUGAAUACCUGCUGACAACACUAAAGCAAACCCGUACAGUGUCUGGAAAACAUACAGAGUAGCAAGAAGUGGAUUCCUGAUAUCCACCUUGUACCUUGAGUGGACUUCUAUUUAUUUUUUUAAACUUUUUAAUAUUUACAAUGAAUGGGCACAGUGAUGAAGAAAGUGUAGGAAACAGCAGUGGAGAGUCAAGCCGAUCAGAUGAUGAUUCUGGGUCAGCAUCAGCUUCUGGAUCUGGUUCAAGUUCUGGAAGCAGUAGUGACGGAAGCAGCAGCCAGUCAGGCAGCAGUGACUCUGACUCUGGUUCAGAGUCAGGGACUCGGUCAGAAUCAGAGUCUGACACAUCUAGAGAGAAGAAACAAAUUCAAUCUAAACCAACAAAAGUUGACGGAUCUGAGUUUUGGAAGUCUAGUCCAAGUAUACUUGCCGUGCAAAGAUCAGGAGUACUCAAGAAGCAGCAACAACAAAAGGCAGCCUCAUCAGACAGUGUUUCAGAAGAGGACUCCUCAAGUAGUGAAGAUUCAGCAGAUGACUCAUCCAGUGAAACCAAGAAAAAAACACAUAAAGAUGAAGACUGGCAAAUGUCAGGAUCAGGGUCAAUGUCGGGAACAGGUUCAGAUUCUGAAUCAGAGGAAGACAGAGAGAAAAGCAGCUGUGAGGAGAGUGAAUCUGACUAUGAGCCGAAAAACAAGGUCAAAAGCCGUAAACCUCCAACCAGAAUUAAGCCAAAAAGCGGGAAGAAGAAUGCAGGACCAAAAAAGAGGCAACUUGAUUCUUCAGAGGAUGAUGAUGAGGAGGAUGAUGAUGAUUAUGAUAAGAGGGGAUCUCGUCGUCAGGCGACAGUCAACAUUAGUUACAAGGAAGCUGAAGAAACCAAGACAGAUUCUGAUGAUUUGCUAGAAGUUUGUGGAGAAGAUGUUCCACAACCUGAAGAAGAUGAAUUUGAAACUAUAGAGAAAUUUAUGGAUAGUCGAGUUGGCCGUAAAGGAGCCACAGGUGCUGCAACCACAAUAUAUGCAGUUGAGGCCGAUGGUGAUCCAAAUGCUGGGUUUGAAAAAUCAAAGGAGCCGGCAGAAGUACAGUAUCUCAUUAAAUGGAAAGGUUGGUCACACAUCCACAACACUUGGGAAACUGAGGAAACACUGAAGCAACAAAAUGUUAAAGGAAUGAAGAAACUGGACAAUUACAAGAAAAAGGAUCAGGAAACAAAACGAUGGCUGAAAAAUGCUUCUCCAGAAGAUGUGGAAUAUUACAACUGCCAGCAGGAGCUUACAGAUGAUCUACAUAAACAAUACCAGAUAGUGGAAAGAAUAAUUGCUCAUUCAAAUCAGAAAUCAGCUGCUGGUUAUCCAGACUACUAUUGUAAGUGGCAGGGUCUACCUUAUUCUGAAUGUAGCUGGGAAGAUGGAGCUCUCAUUGCCAAAAAGUUUCAGGCACGCAUUGAUGAGUACUUCAGCAGAAAUCAAUCCAAGACCACUCCCUUUAAAGAUUGCAAGGUUCUAAAACAAAGGCCACGAUUCGUUGCACUAAAAAAACAACCAUCUUAUAUUGGAGGACACGAAAGUUUAGAGUUAAGAGAUUAUCAGUUAAAUGGGUUGAAUUGGCUUGCUCACUCAUGGUGCAAAGGGAAUAGCUGUAUUCUUGCAGAUGAAAUGGGUCUAGGUAAAACAAUACAAACAAUUUCUUUUCUGAACUACCUGUUUCACGAACAUCAAUUGUAUGGGCCUUUCUUGUUGGUUGUGCCACUUUCUACCUUGACGUCUUGGCAAAGAGAGAUUCAAACCUGGGCUCCUCAGAUGAAUGCUGUAGUUUACUUAGGAGAUAUAACUAGUAGAAAUAUGAUAAGAACUCAUGAAUGGAUGCAUCCACAGACCAAACGAUUGAAAUUUAACAUACUCUUAACAACAUAUGAAAUUUUGCUAAAGGAUAAGUCAUUCCUUGGUGGUCUGAAUUGGGCAUUCAUAGGAGUUGACGAAGCUCAUCGUUUAAAAAAUGAUGACUCUCUUCUGUACAAAACUUUAAUAGACUUUAAGUCUAACCAUCGUCUUCUUAUUACUGGAACACCUCUGCAAAACUCUCUCAAAGAGCUUUGGUCUUUACUCCACUUCAUCAUGCCAGAAAAGUUUUCUUCAUGGGAAGAUUUUGAAGAGGAGCAUGGCAAAGGGAGAGAAUGUGGUUAUGCAAGUCUUCACAAAGAACUUGAACCAUUUCUGCUGAGAAGAGUUAAAAAAGAUGUAGAAAAGUCCUUACCUGCUAAAGUUGAGCAAAUUCUGAGGAUGGAAAUGAGUGCAUUGCAGAAGCAAUACUACAAGUGGAUUUUAACCAGAAAUUAUAAAGCCCUUAGCAAAGGUUCAAAAGGCAGUACCUCAGGCUUUUUGAACAUCAUGAUGGAACUCAAGAAGUGUUGCAACCAUUGCUACCUCAUUAAACCACCAGAUGAUAAUGAAUUCUAUAAUAAACAGGAGGCCUUACAGCAUUUAAUACGUAGCAGUGGGAAGCUAAUCCUUCUUGACAAGCUACUGAUUCGUCUGCGAGAACGUGGCAACAGAGUCCUGAUUUUUUCACAGAUGGUAAGGAUGCUGGACAUCCUGGCAGAAUAUCUGAAAUAUCGUCAGUUUCCAUUUCAGAGACUUGAUGGAUCAAUAAAAGGGGAAUUGAGGAAACAAGCACUGGAUCAUUUUAAUGCAGAAGGAUCAGAGGACUUCUGCUUUUUACUGUCUACCAGAGCUGGAGGAUUAGGUAUCAACUUGGCAUCUGCUGAUACAGUGGUUAUAUUUGAUUCUGACUGGAAUCCACAGAACGAUCUGCAAGCACAGGCUAGAGCGCAUAGAAUUGGACAGAAGAAACAGGUUAAUAUUUAUCGACUAGUCACAAAAGGAUCAGUAGAAGAAGAUAUUCUUGAACGAGCCAAGAAAAAAAUGGUGUUAGAUCAUUUAGUAAUUCAGAGAAUGGACACUACAGGGAAAACUGUGUUACAUACAGGCUCUACUCCUUCAAGCUCAACACCUUUUAAUAAGGAGGAGUUGUCAGCAAUUUUAAAGUUUGGUGCUGAGGAACUUUUUAAAGAACCUGAAGGGGAAGAACAGGAGCCUCAAGAAAUGGAUAUAGAUGAAAUAUUGAAGAGGGCUGAAACUCGGGAAAAUGAGCCAGGUCCAUUAACUGUAGGAGAUGAGUUGCUUUCGCAGUUCAAGGUGGCCAACUUCUCCAAUAUGGAUGAAGAUGAUAUUGAGUUGGAGCCAGAAAGAAAUUCAAGAAAUUGGGAAGAAAUCAUUCCGGAGGUCCAGAGGCGAAGAAUAGAAGAGGAGGAAAGACAAAAAGAACUUGAAGAAAUAUACAUGCUUCCAAGAAUGAGAAACUGUGCAAAACAGAUUAGCUUCAAUGGCAGUGAAGGGAGACGCAAUAGGAGUAGAAGAUACUCUGGAUCUGAUAGUGACUCCAUCUCAGAAAGAAAAAGGCCAAAAAAACGUGGAAGACCACGAACUAUUCCUCGAGAAAAUAUUAAAGGAUUUAGUGAUGCAGAGAUAAGGCGGUUUAUCAAGAGUUACAAGAAAUUUGGUGGCCCUCUUGAGAGGUUAGAUGCUGUAGCUAGAGAUGCUGAGCUAGUUGAUAAAUCAGAGACAGACCUCAGACGUUUGGGAGAGCUUGUACAUAAUGGAUGCAUUAAAGCCUUAAAGGACAAUUCAUCUGGACAAGAAAGAGCAGGAGGUAGACUUGGGAAGGUUAAAGGCCCAACAUUCCGAAUCUCAGGAGUGCAAGUAAAUGCAAAGUUAGUCAUCUCUCAUGAAGAAGAGUUGGCACCAUUGCACAAAUCCAUUCCUUCAGAUCCAGAAGAAAGAAAAAGAUAUGUCAUCCCAUGCCACACUAAGGCGGCUCAUUUUGAUAUAGACUGGGGUAAGGAAGAUGACUCCAAUUUGUUGAUAGGCAUCUAUGAAUAUGGUUAUGGCAGCUGGGAAAUGAUAAAAAUGGAUCCUGAUCUCAGUUUGACACAGAAGAUUUUGCCUGAUGAUCCAGAUAAAAAACCCCAGGCAAAGCAGUUACAGACCCGUGCAGACUACCUCAUUAAAUUACUGAAUAAAGACCUUGCGAGGAAGGAAGCACAAAGGCUUGCUGGAGCAGGCAAUUCAAAGAGGAGGAAAACAAGAACUAAGAAGAAUAAGGUGCUAAAGGCUGCAAAAUUAAAAGAAGAAAUAAAAAGUGAUUCUUCACCACAACCGUCAGAAAAAUCUGAUGAAGAUGAUGAUGAGAAUAACAAGGAUGAGAUUGUUUCAGUGAAACAUCUGCAUAAAAAAUUUAAAGCAGAAAAAGAAAAUGAAGAAAAGCCUGAGCCAGAUACUGGUAUAAAGAAGGAGGCUGAAGAAAAGAGAGAGACAAAAGAAAAGGAAAAUAAGAGGGAUUUGAAAAGGGACAAAAAAGAAAAAGAGGAUAAGAAAGAAUUAAAAGAAAAGGAUAUUAAAGAAAAGAGAGAAAACAAAGUAAAAGAAUCCACACAGAAAGAAAAAGAAGUAAAGGAAGAGAAGGUAAAUGAAAUCAAAUCCGAAAAUAAGGAAAAAACUAAAAAAAUUCCAUUGCUGGAUACUCCAGUUCAUAUUACUGCAUCUAGUGAACCAGUUCCAAUAUCAGAAGAAUCUGAAGAGCUAGAUCAGAAAACUUUCAGUGUGUGCAAAGAAAGAAUGAGACCUGUCAAGGCAGCAUUGAAACAGCUUGAUCGACCAGAGAAAGGCCUUUCUGAAAGAGAACAGCUGGAACAUACUAGACAGUGUCUUAUCAAAAUUGGGGAUCAUAUUACUGAGUGUCUAAAGGAGUACACAAGUCCCGAACAAAUUAAACAGUGGAGAAAAAAUUUGUGGAUUUUUGUAUCUAAGUUUACAGAAUUCGAUGCCAGAAAGCUGCACAAACUGUAUAAACAUGCAAUCAAAAAACGUCAAGAGUCUCAGCAACACAGCGAUCAGAAUAUUAGCGGUCAUGUGAAUACACAUGUAAUUAGAAAUCCAGAUGUGGAAAGGUUGAAGGAGAAUACAAACCAUGAUGACAGUAGCAGGGACAGCUAUUCCUCUGACAGACAUCUGUCACAAUACCAUGAUCAUCAUAAGGACAGGCAUCAGGGAGAUGCUUACAAGAAAAAUGAUUCCAGGAAAAGGCCUUAUUCAGCCUUCAGCAAUGGAAAAGAUCACAGAGACUGGGAUCACUACAAACAAGACAGCAGGUACUACAGUGAUAGUAAACACAGGAAGUUAGAUGACUACAGGAGCAGAGACCACAGGUCAAGCCUGGAAGGGAGUCUAAAAGACAGCCGGGUUCAUUUGGAUCACCGUUCCCAUUCAGACCACAGGACACAUUCAGAUCACCGUUCCUCUUCAGAGUACAGCCAUCAUAAAUCUCCUAGAGAUUAUAGGUACCACUCAGACUGGCAAAUGGACCAUAGAGCUUCAGGUAGUGCCCCAAGGUCACCCCUGGAUCAGAGAUCUGCUUAUGGUUCAAGAUCUCCCCUCGGUCACAGAUCUCCGUUUGAACAUUCAUCAGAUCACAAAAGUACACCUGAACAUACAUGGAGUAGUCGGAAAACAUAA
Messenger RNA from Zonotrichia albicollis (white-throated sparrow), 6850 nucleotides. RefSeq names its product chromodomain helicase DNA binding protein 1 (gene CHD1). Gene Ontology annotation, molecular function: ATP binding; histone binding; DNA binding. Gene Ontology annotation, cellular component: chromatin; nucleus. The record is from RefSeq and is a predicted model, not a curated record. Gene Ontology annotation, biological process: nucleosome organization. NCBI's taxonomy places the organism in Eukaryota, Metazoa, Chordata, Aves, Passeriformes, Passerellidae.